GAUUUUGGGUUGUACACCUUUUCUUCUUAAAACUUCCUGUAAAGAAAAGAAAAUCAGAAUCGGAGAGAGAGAAAGGUAACAUUUUUUUCUGUGGAAAAGAGAGAGAAACUUCCAUUGAGAUUGGCGAAAUCGUCGUGGUUGCAAUAGAAAAGGCAAGGAAAAAUAAACAAUUUUCCCGGAUAAGGGAAUAAAAAAAUUCAUUGUAAGACGUUUGUUUGUCGUUGAGAUUUGAUCCUUUGCUUUCACUCCCUUGUUCUUGGAUCUUUGUCUCGUUGUGCUAUCCCAAUCCUUCUCUAUAACACUUUUUCCCCCAUCUUUCUCCUGUUAAUUUUUGUUCAUUGAUUCUUGAAGAACAAAAGAUCGUGUUUUGAGUCUCGUGCACCAGAAUCUGCUUCAAAUUCAAUUCUGGGUCGGUUUCAGUUUCUCCAAAAGAUUCAUCCUCUUUGUUGCAUCGUUUGUGCCCGAGGUUUUAAGGUUCGAUGAAGCGGCAAUGAGGUGUGUGGCUGUGAAAUGGAGGUUAGAUCAGAGGGCAUACAAGUGAGGUGUGAUAAAUUUUCGGGUCCUGUGAUUCCCAGGACACGUUUGAGGAUUUGGUUCAUUCGUGUGUGCUCAAGCAUUGUGCUGUGGACGUGUCUGGUUCAGUUAGUGACAGUGAGUGAACUAUGGCAUUCACAUUUGAUUUCUGGGAUUACUAAUGGUAUAUAUCACAUAGCCCAAGUUCAGCUUCCAAUACAAGAGGAUAAUGGGGUUUAUCAAUCGCCUCCUGCUUUUCUUCCCCGAAGAAAUUAUACAAGUAAUGGUUUUCUAAGAGUUUCCUGCAAUGGGGGCUUGAAUCAAAUGCGUGCUGCGAUUUGUGAUAUGGUGUCUGUUGCUCGGUUUUUGAAUCUCACAUUGGUUGUUCCGGAGCUUGAUAAGACAUCAUUUUGGGCAGACCCUAGCAAUUUUGAGGACAUUUUUGAUGUGAAGCAUUUCAUUGAUUCUCUAAGAGAUGAAGUUCGGAUAGUGAAAAGAGUGCCCAAAAAGUUCAAUGGCAAACGUGGAUACUCUACCUUGGAGAUGCCUCCUGUUAGCUGGUCUAAUGAAAAAUAUUACUUGGAACAGAUUUUACCACUUUUUGGAAAACAUAAGGUGUUACAUUUCAACAAAACUGAUUCCCGUCUAGCAAACAAUGGUCUUCCACUUGAUUUACAGAAACUCAGGUGUCGUGUCAAUUUCCAGGCACUUAAGUUCACUCCUCAAAUUGAAAAUUUGGGGCACAAAUUGAUUCAGAUGCUUCAUGAGAAGGGACCUUUUGUGGCAUUGCAUCUCAGAUAUGAGAUGGACAUGUUGGCUUUCUCUGGUUGUACCCAUGGUUGCACUGAUAAAGAAGCUGAAGAGCUCAAGCAGCUGAGGUAUGCUUUCCCUUGGUGGAAAGAAAAGGAGAUCAUUUCUGAGGAGAGGAGAUCACAGGGCUUAUGUCCUCUGACACCAGAGGAGGCAGCCUUAGUUCUGCGAGCCUUAGGUUUUGGUAGGGAGACUCAGAUCUAUAUUGCAGCUGGUGAGAUUUAUGGUGGUGAACGCAGACUUGCACAAUUGAGAUCUGUAUAUCCACGAAUUGUGAAAAAGGAAACAUUGCUAACCUGGGAUGAGUUGCGGCAGUUCCAGAAUCAUUCAUCUCAGAUGGCAGCCUUGGAUUUUAUGGUUUCAGUAGCCAGUAACGCAUUUGUUCCUACCUAUGAUGGGAACAUGGCAAAACUAGUGGAAGGUCAUCGCAGGUAUUCUGGUUUUAAAAAGACCAUCUUAUUGGACCGAAAAAAGGUGGUAGAAUUAGUUGACAUGCAUCAAAAUGGAACCCUUUCAUGGAUUCAGUUUGCAGAUGCUGUGAGAGUGGUUCAUGAGAGGAGAAUUGCUCAGCCAACUAGGCGUAGAGUUAUCUUAGAUAAGCCAAAGGAAGAGGACUACUUCUAUGCCAAUCCUCAUGAGUGCCUCUGUGAGGAAACAAAUUGUGAUGACUUGCUAGGUCCUCAUAACUCUAGUAAGGUAUCAUCAUGAGUUUGGAGGAGGAAUCCAAAAUAUGCAUUCAUUCUUCCUCAGGUGCUGUGCUAAGAAUCAAGAUUACAGCCCUCACAGGAAUUUUGUAGGGAACAAGCAAAGGAGUAAAAAUAACAAGCAAAGAGAGAAGCAUUAGCUUAUAUUGUGUGGCUGGCAAAAGUUCAUUUUUUCCUUCAUUAGUUAAUUUUUUCUUCUUCUUCUUCUUCUUCUUCUUCUUCUGUCUCUUAAUAGUUUCAUUCAAUGAAUAUUUGACAAUUCAAAUUCAAAUUAAGUAUACCAUAAAAUAGGAUAAAAUAGAAGGAGUAACUCAUCAUCGUAUCCUAAAAGGAUAUCAUUUAAUGAAUUGGAGUAUUGAUGGAGAAUUUUAUUUCCUAGAA
This is a messenger RNA of Vigna radiata var. radiata (mung bean), 2408 nucleotides long. RefSeq lists its product as uncharacterized. The record is from RefSeq and is a predicted model, not a curated record. NCBI's taxonomy places the organism in Eukaryota, Viridiplantae, Streptophyta, Magnoliopsida, Fabales, Fabaceae. The transcript is spliced from 9 exons. Bases 511 to 2031 code for a protein of 506 amino acids. Gene Ontology annotation, cellular component: cytoplasm; chloroplast.